Mycetomoellerius zeteki is the source of this 1405-nucleotide messenger RNA. It is a transcript of the gene Drgx, whose product is annotated as Dorsal root ganglia homeobox. The record is from RefSeq and is a predicted model, not a curated record. The coding region runs from base 316 to 1317 and encodes 333 amino acids. Gene Ontology annotation, molecular function: RNA polymerase II transcription regulatory region sequence-specific DNA binding; DNA-binding transcription factor activity, RNA polymerase II-specific. Gene Ontology annotation, biological process: regulation of transcription by RNA polymerase II. The transcript has 7 exons. NCBI's taxonomy places the organism in Eukaryota, Metazoa, Arthropoda, Insecta, Hymenoptera, Formicidae.
GGUGCGGAAGAGAUCGGGAAGGUGUUGUUCAGCUACGAGUCCAGGAUUCUCACCCCCGGAGGCAGUGCCAUUUCGCCCGGGGGCGCGGGGCCACCCGCGAGCCCAUCGCCGGGGCACUAUCAUCCUCCUGCGCACAGUCCGCCCCUGGUCAAGAUUGGCGCGGUUCACGCCCACCAACCGAACAAUAACCACCACCAGCACCAUCAGCAGCAACAGCAGCAACAGCAACAACAGCCGUCGAGUCAACCGCAGGUGCCGGGUGCUGGCGCGGGAGGGGCCGGCGGGCCGGGGGGCGGCGUGGCCAGGGCCGGAGGCAUGUUCUGCUACCACUGCCCCCCGGGCCUCCCAGCGCCGCGAUUACCGCCAUCCCUGGAGUAUCCUUUCGCCCCGACUCACCCCUAUACUAGUUACUCCGCCUAUCACCCAGCGCUGCACGGAGUUGGCGAGGAUUCCUUCGUGCGGAGGAAGCAGCGUCGAAACAGGACAACUUUCACCCUUCAGCAACUGGAGGAACUCGAGUCCGCCUUUGCGCAAACUCAUUACCCGGACGUCUUUACGAGGGAAGAUCUGGCCAUGAAAAUUAAUCUCACGGAGGCUAGAGUGCAGGUGUGGUUCCAAAAUCGGCGGGCGAAAUGGCGUAAGAGCGAACGACUGAAGGAGGAGCAACGCAAACGCGAGGGUGGAAACAGCGGUGGUGGCAGUAGCGGCGGCGGUGGUAACGUGGAAUCCUCCGCUUUGGCCGCACCAACGUCUUCAUCGGCGGGCCCAAGUCCCACGGGAAAUGACCCGGAGGGAACUACGACGAGCAGCAGCGCCGCCGACACGGAGGAUCCGCCGCCAUCGAGCACCGUGGGGGGCCUCGGACCACCCGCUGAGAGUACCACGGGGAUAGGCGCAGGCUUCAGGCCGGUGGAACCGCCAACGUCCCUUUUCUUCUCGCCUCAUCUGACGACGCCAUCGUUAUGGACCACCGGCGACCAGCAUCGGCCGAGCAGCCUUCAGGAAAUGUUAUCUUGGUCGCCAACCGGCUGGCCCGGUUCUAUCUGCGGCUGUUGCAAACCCGGCACCGCCGGUACCGGCACUGAUCUCCAUCGAAGUAACAGUCUGGCCGAGCUCCGAAGAAAAGCUCAGGAACACUCGACCGCCUCGGCUCUCCUCGGUGGUCUCGCCGGCUUCCCCGGAGGGCUACCCCUGCCUCUUCCCCUGCCGCUGCUGCCGCCCUUGUUGGGCCUCUCCAGGCGACCGGAGCACCAUCAUCACCACCACCUGCCCGGCGUGGUGCAUCAGAUACAACCCACUACCAAAGAAGAUCCCUAGGAUCGCCUCCACAAAUGCCGGAAUCGUCUCAUAAACGCAAGAUAUAAAUCUCAAAGAGAUAUUCUGCGCGUAUCGGAUGGUUGCAAAG